Molecule: messenger RNA, 582 nt
Organism: Notechis scutatus (mainland tiger snake)
Lineage: Eukaryota; Metazoa; Chordata; Lepidosauria; Squamata; Elapidae
Source: RefSeq, a predicted model, not a curated record
GAGCUGAACAAGAGGCAGACCCAGAAGGACCUGGAGCACGCCAUGCUGCUGCGCCAGCAUGAGUCCAUGCAAGAGCUGGAAUUCCGGCACCUCAGCACCAUCCAGAAGAUGCGCUGCGAACUCAUUCGGCUGCAGCACCAGACCGAGCUGACCAACCAGCUGGAGUACAACAAGCGCCGGGAGAGGGAGCUGAGGCGGAAGCACGUCAUGGAGGUCCGGCAGCAGCCCAAGAGCCUGAAGUCCAAGGAGCUUCAGAUCAAGAAACAGUUCCAGGACACCUGCAAGAUCCAGACCCGGCAGUACAAGGCCCUGCGGAACCACCUGCUGGAGACCACGCCCAAGAGCGAGCACAAGGCCGUGCUGAAGCGGCUGAAGGAGGAGCAGACCCGCAAGUUGGCCAUCCUGGCCGAGCAGUACGACCACAGCAUCAACGAGAUGCUCUCCACGCAAGCGGUGAGGAUUCUGGACUGGGGGGGCAGUUCUAGCGGGGUCUCUGGGGCAGCCUUUCUCAACCUUGGCCCCUUUAAGAAUUUCCCAGCCAGCAAUUGGGGAGUUCUGGCAGUGGAAGCCCACCCCUCUUAA